This is a messenger RNA of Pocillopora meandrina, 7611 nucleotides long. NCBI's taxonomy places the organism in Eukaryota, Metazoa, Cnidaria, Anthozoa, Scleractinia, Pocilloporidae. The record is from the annotation of a GenBank genome assembly.
GUUUCUAAGUCAGAAAAAGAAGAGUUCCAUUUCCUCUCUUCGACUCACUUGCGCUUGAGUCGAUAUCCUCCUCGUUUUGUUCUCUCCAAUGGACAUCCCCUCAGUUGUUCACAGUUUAUCUCUAGUAACCAUUGUGUAUGCAUUACUUCUCCUUAUUCCAAUUGUUAUUGUGACAGUAAGUACUAUUGAUAUAGAAUUCUUCAUUUUUUUACGAUUUUAAUUAUUUUAUCGCAUGGCCGUGACUUCGAUUUCUCCUCGAUUGUUCCACAGAUUCUCAUAGGAAUUCGCUUGAUGACUUAUGACGCUGUGCCGAUAAUUUCUAGGUUCGACAGUGAAAAAUAUUACAAGGAUCCAAACAAAAACAAUGCCACUUAUCCCUUCCCAAUCAUGGAGGAGGCAGGCUCCAUUGAUCUUUCGGUGAUCGUGCCUUCGUACAACGAAGAGGAACGACGUGAGUUUAAUUAAUUGGAUUGCUUAUUUGCUCAGCUGGUCUACCGUCUGAUGCAAUCUAAGAGUGGUUCUCUUUAAUGUUUUAGCUUUAAAUAGUUAAGAAAUUUAAUUACGCUCAGUUUUAAACUAACCGUAAGAAGGGGGUCGCGAUCGAGUCCAUUACGUGUCCAAAAUCUCUAACAUCCAGUUCUCCACCUCAAUCAUAUUUACUGGAAGCAUAGUCUUUAAUUUUCAGUCCUGAAAUCUAGCGCGAGGGUCAAAUCAAUUUUGAAGGGAAGUUUGUUUUGUGAGUGCUGACCUGGGGAAGAGGGGGUUCGUGUAACCUGGAAGGCAGGGGUAUAGCUAUGGUGAUCUCGAGAUGCUUGUGACACCGUUUUGCCCUUGUAAGAGUAAUAUUUGUUUUGCAUCAGCAACAUAGAAACUUAAUCAUGCCAGUUUGCAAAAUCUUGCAAAGCCAAAGUAUUUUCGUUGCAUGAAUCGUUUUAGUGCUAGAUACCCCAUGAGCUUGUCCUUCUUGUGGCAUGAAUAUGAACAUGCAAGUACACAAAAUAAAGCAGCAGCAUUAACCACUUCACUGAAGGGGUGCAUAAAUUCCUAACUGAGACUCUUCCUAUGAAAAAUCCUCAUACCCCAUGGAGGGGAAGCUUCAAGCAAAAGAAAAAACCUUAUGGAAAGCCUGUUGACCAAAAGUAAAUCAUUUGAUUAAAAGUUAAAUUAACAAACUUUUGCUUAGACCAAACAUCUGAAUUUGAAUUAGAUUUGUAUGAGGCCUUUCUUUUUGCACAAGAACAUUUACCAAGGCUGUGCUCUAAAGGGAGUUCAGGAGCUACAUGCAACCAAUUUUUGUUGUUGAAUGAUGUUUAACCUUGUAUUUUGAAAACUUUCAAGAGUUCUUUACCCCAGAUUUCUUAUAUGACAGCCCUCAAACCUUACUAACAUUUUUUUUAAUAGUGCAGUAGUGAAUUUUUAAUGGCUUUAAUGACAAAGCAAGGCAACAGAGCUUUGAAUUUAUCAUCAUUCAACUUGUCUGGAUUUGUUCUCAGUGCCUACUAUGUUGGAUGAAACAUUUGAAUAUCUGGAAAGUGAAAAGGUAAAGAAAGAAUCAGCAUAUAGUACAUUUUCAUGACUUAAAUUCACACACUUAGUAAUACUUCACCUAUUUUGCUUUUCUGUUUAUUAUUUUAAUGAGCUUUUAACCAAUUUUUAGUGAACUUUGUUGUCAAAACAUUUGAUAACAACAAAGUGACCUUAAAUUGAUUUUCACAGGAAUUUGCCUUUUGUUCUAGCUUAGUGGAUUUUUUUUACUCAUUUUGCAGAGGAAGAAGCCAUCUUUUACAUAUGAAAUUAUAGUAGUGGAUGAUGGGAGCAGAGAUGCAACAUCUAAGGUUGGUGAAAUGGAAAUAGUUACAUUGCUAUUAUUAUUUGGAGUGCAAUAAAUGUAUGUAUUGUGGCUCAAUUUUUCCUUGCUUUAAAAUUUUUUAAACCAGUUUGAAAAUUUUCAAGAUUGAAAAGCAAUCUUGUUUGAUUUCUCAAUUAAAAAAAUAAUUCAAGACUGACACAUAUAUAUAGCUAUGGUUUGAAUAGUCCUUUCUUGACAUAUAAAUUGUAAAAACUAAGUUUAUGGAAUAAUUUACUUGAAAAAUAUAAGUGGACUGGAUAUGAGAGGUUUUUUUGAGAACCAUUUGAAAGAGCUGUAUGCUUGAAGGAAAUGACUCCCUGGAGGAAAAAUUAUAUUAUUUUGUAAAAUAUAGUCACAUUUAGGGUCUUCUGUUUUUAUGAGUUCAGAAUGGACUCCUAAUGUGAAGUUUUGGAAAAUUGUUAAUUAACAAAACAAUAUGAAUUAAUGAGUGGUGCGAUUCCUUGGUAGGAAAGUACAAAUUGUUCCCUAUGCUGAUUGUUAUGUGAAAGUGUCAUUGUGGUUUGUUGUAUCUGUUUGUAUAAUGUAGGUGGCUCUGGAUUAUUCAAGGAAGUAUGGUGUUCACCAAAUGCGUGUUUUGACACUGGAAAAGAACAGGGGCAAAGGAGGAGCAGUCAGAUUGGUAUGUUGUUUUAACCCUUUAACUCCCAUGAGUGACCAAGAUAGAAUUUCUCCUUACAAUAUCAAUACAAUGUCAACCAGAUAAGUGAUAAGAAUACAGAAAAAUAUCAAUUUGGGGAUAAUAAGUUGAUUCAAUACUAACUUCUCUGAACAAACAUUAUAAGAAUUUUAUGGUGGACAUUUAGGAGAAUUACAAAUUUGAUCUGGGAGUUAAAAGGUUAAAGAAUGACUAAAGAGGAAUUUUUCUCUACAGUAUUAACACAUUUUCAAGUGGAAAGGUAAUGAGAAGGAAGAAAACUAUCAACCAGGGGAUAUUGUUUGAUUUAACACCAAAUUCAUUGAGUUAAAAUAGCCAGAAAUGUUUAGGAAACUGUGCGGGAAAAUUUGUAUUUAGAUCCUGGAUGUGAUUGUCACUUGCAGGGUUUUUACAUGAUGAAAGGUAGUGAAUAUCUACAGCCCUUUCUUUAGCAGUUUUAUCACAUGAGGACAUGUUUUGGGGGUAUCAACAAUGGUCUUCAAAAUUAUCAAAAGAUAAAAGCCAAAAAAAUUUUCAUACAGCAAUGUGAUUAUAGAGGUUUAUUUUUUUUGAUGAAAAGUAGUGUUCUCUAGACAAAGUUUGUUAUAAAAUGCGUGUUUUGUCAAAUUUUAGAGAUAUUCUAAUGUUUCUCUUUUUAGUGAACACUAAGCUAAAAUUUCAUCCAUCAUCUUUGUUUUGCACUAAAGGGCAUGUUCAGCUCUAGAGGUAGGCGGCUUCUGAUGGCUGAUGCAGAUGGUGCUAGUAAAUUUGCUGACUUGGCAAAAUUAGAGAAAGCUUUAGAUGACCUGAAUGGAAAGAAGGUUAGUCAGGUUUUUCAAAACUGUGCAAAGUGGACAAAGGCAUUACUUGGGUGGUCAUGGAAUGCCUGUAGAAAACCAAGGGGGAUAGUCAGGGGGGUUCCUGGGAGGCCUGGGGUCUACCUUUGAGGGAUUUUGUUCCUAAAUGAACAACAUGCAAAGCCUAUAAUUCAGGGUGUGAGGUUUCACAAGUCAGAAGAAUCUGCAUGAUAAAACCUUUUCUUAUGCCAAAUGCUGUAUUUUCUGGUCCUUCUUGUGGCAUAGAUACAAGUCUGCACAUAGACAACAGGGAGAUGUGGUAUACACCUCAUCAUUUAAGACACAGAAACUCAUAACUGUGACCCCUAAUUUGAAAAGUGCUUUGCACCCAAAUUUCUUGUGCAAAAAAAUAAUUACUCACAUCCUGACAGACUUCUGAAUUCAUGAAUAUAUCAAUAUUAGACCCUCUUCUUUAAAAAUUACUGGUGUCACCCCUUGGAUCAGUAAAGUUAAUGAUUUUUGCUGAAGAGAAAGGGGAAACAAAAUUAAACCAGAAGAUUUGUUCACCCCAGUUUAAUUUGUUGAGUUACAAGAGUGGAAAAAGAGGAAUAUGAAUAUGAAUAUUGAGAUAAUGUGCAUCAUUUUACAUUUCCUCCUUGUUCAGGGAAACACGGCUGUGAUAGUCUGUGGUUCUCGUGCUCACCUACAGGAUGAAGCUGUUGCACAAGUAAGAGAGACUUAACUCGUACACUCACAUGAGUGAUUGAUAAGUUAUUUCUCCUCACAGUGUUAAUACAUUGUCAAACAGAAAUAUGAUGAGAAGAAAGAAAAGUAUCAACAAGGUGAUGUUACUUGAUUUAAUAACCAAAUUCUCCGUGGUGAAAGUUUUUAGCAAUGUUUGGCUGACAGUGUUGAGAAUUGAUUUUGAAUAAAGCGUAAGAAUUAGUAAAGAAUCAAGCGGGAAAUCCUGAGCGGAGCCGAUCUUUUGCACUCGAGUAGCUAAUGAGAAACGAGAUUUGUCAGACCCACCCUUGGAGCCGGCCAUAUGACUAAAGUUGUCGCUAACGCGUUUUUCGUCUUCUUUUAUUCAGCGCACUUUCUUUAGGAAUAUUCUUAUGUUUGGCUUUCACUUUCUUGUGUGGUUCCUUUGCGUACGAGGAAUCAGAGAUACUCAGGUAAUGUAACUAAACUCCUCACCGAGCUUAUUUCAAUUUUCAGUAACGACAACGGCUGGUCAGAAGAAAGAAAAAUCAAAUUAAAACAGGCGAACUGCCUGAAGCGCGGGAAAACGCAAGUGACUGGUUUUUGUUUCUUCGUCUGAUUGGUUAAAAGGGUGGCACGAGUGUUCUAGACCAAUCAGAGCGAAGUAUAACACAACUCAUGGAAGCGCAGAUGAAUUGAAGGUUGCCCUAUCAGUCCUCAGUGAAUGCAAAGCAGAAACUCUUUCGUCAUUGUUUCCAGUGGUGUACAGUGACCAUAAAAAUUCACACUUCAAUUGACUUCUCUCGGUAACAGAAAUAGAGAGCGACUCCCUGUGGUCUGGAGAUUUUCUGAUACGCUAUUUUUCUUUGGCCAAUGACAGAUUUCAGCUCAUUUUGACCGUGGGCUACGUUAAUCAGGUUUUUAUCAACCAAAAUAAUGUGUCUUUCUGGACUGGAAUAAGAAUUUUAAAAGUAUGUGAAAGGGAUUCCUCUUUCCGCAUCAGUACGACAUAAGUUCAUUUUGUAAAAUGCGUUUCAAUUAAUAGAUUAAUCAAACUAAAUAAGAGAAAAAUUUAGACAUUACAUAGUUUAAAAUGAAAGAGUAGAUUAUAAACUGUUCCUUGAUGGAGUUUUUAUAUCGCUGUUUUUCUUUUAUUUUAGUGCGGAUUCAAGCUUUUCACCAGACCAGCGGCAUUACUGACUUUUUCUGCUCUCCACGUUGAACGGUGGUAAGUGUUUUUACGACAUACACGUUUCUUCCAAGGAAUGAAGAAACGAUCAGACGACUCAGCGAACGAACAAUAACGAAGGUACGAACGAAGUAACACAUGAAUAAGGAAACGAACGAACGAAGAACGACGGUGUGAACGAACGAAGAACGACGGUGUGAACGAACGAAGAACGGAGGUGCAAACGAACGAACGUGCAAACGAACGAACGUGCAAACCAAAAAGCAAACAAAUAAACGAACGAGCGAACCAACGGAGAACGAAUUUGCAAACAAAGGAAAGAAUAACCUGUAAGCACGCCCUGAAGGUCUGCCCUCAUUAUUAGUGCUAGAUCUCCGGCAAACCUCUCCCCGAUUCGCCUACAAUCUUCCUGGCGGCUGAAGAAUGGGCGACCUGCAUUGCUUAUAGUUAGAGUGUUCUCUCAGGCCUAGGAAUGAACGAAUUAACGAACUAGCAAGCGAAUGAACGAGUGGAUGUAUGGACAGAUGGACAAACCAGCCUAUCAUUGUAGAACGGAUAUUCCUAGGCAUGGAGGGCCAUUUCCAACGUGGUUAUCCUUGAGAUAAAUUAUAUAUGUCAAACGCGUCAAGUUCAAACAGUUAAAAGGUACAUACACCGGGUGAGCGCUUGAAAAACUAUAUUAUCUUGUUGUUUAAAGUUGUAUUCUCCUUUCGUAGGGCCUUUGAUGUAGAACUUCUGUACAUUGCACAGAAGCUGAAGAUCACUUUAGCAGAAGUAGCCGUCAACUGGACGGAAAUUGAAGGUUAGUCGUCGUGUGAAAUACUUUGAGAAAAUAACUUCCUUUUCCGUAAUUUUGUGAAAUUUCGUCUCCGUCAAUAUUGGAAUUACUUGAUUGCAUAGAUGGAUUAUGUCCUCCCCCCAAAGCUUUUCACUGCUCGUGUAAUGGAAGAGAGAAGAGAAAAAAAGCGACUCCUAACUGUUGCUAAGAAAACCUCCUUGCAAAUUUUGCCUUCGACGAAACAUAAUUGUGCACAUCUAGCGUUUAUUAAUCUUUGUCUUCAGACAAUCAAGACAUUCUUUGUUUUCGAUUUUUACCCGUCUGCCAUCUGUAUGCGUCCUCAAGUCUGGCACAUUGUUUUUUUUAAACAGUGUUUAGCGCAACAUAUGUGAUGUCUAGAUUUCACGUUUUCCCUCUUUUUGCAGACUGCAUCUUUUUCAGACAUGGGCGAAGCUUACACUUUUCUCCUGCUUGCUGUACUAUUUGUACCUUUCCUCGUGUUUGAUGCCUUUCGCUUGUUUGGUCUGAGUUUUCCGAUUGUUGCGUGAAAACCCUCCCACGUUCAAGCCUUGAAAUUACCAUAGAAUUCUCAUUCUGAUUUCUCUUCAAUUUUUUCCAAAGGUUCAAAGAUGAUCCCAGUGUGGAGCUGGCUUCAAAUGGGCAAAGAUCUGCUCAUGAUCAGUUUAAGAUAUGUGGUUGGUGCUUGGAGGAUCGAACCAAUUAAGCUGAAAAGCCAAUAAAACUUUUAGCUUCUCUUCAAUUUUUCUUAUAUUAAAACCUUAACUGUAAAACGAACUCUGCUAUUUAAUAUAUUGAGAAGUAGACACGACCAAAAAGGAGUUGACUUUUUGUGCGAGCAGCACAUCAUGUUAUCGUACACGGAUUCAAUCUUAACACAAUCCAUUGGGUGUGAAAAUUAACCUGGGAUUCCUUUAGUUUUAUACUUUAUUUCGCUCUGUGAUUGGUCCAGAAAACUCGUUUCACUCUCUCAAGCAAUCUGAUUUAACAAUAAAAUCGUUCGCGACUUGGUCACCUGCGUUUCCCGCGCUUCAGGCAGUUUGCCUGUUUUUAUUUUGCUUAAUUGGCUCCUGGUGACAUACUCCUUUGUUCUGAUUGGCUGUUGUGAUUACUUUGGCUUUGGUUUUACGGCACUCAAUCGAAAUGCGCGACAAAAGAGGAUAGACGGUGUUGAUCAGAAGACAGAACUUCAGCCAAUACAUCCUGGAUAUGUCAAACAAAGGAAUUCGUUGCGAACUGAGCUUCGUUCACAACGAUCGAUGUAUGAAAUGACGGCCACAAUUAUGGUCCCAGGCAAAAUUCGUUUAGUAUAAUAAAGAUUGUCUCAGUUGUACUGAUAACAAGAGUGAUGCACCAAAUGAAAAUUUAGAUAGAAUCUAGUGAACAUGAAGUUUGACACUUCAAAUAUCUCGAGUCCACACAGGAUGAUCAUCUGUAGAUAUGUAGUCCUGAAAAUGACCUUAAAACAGCAGACGAAACAUUUGCUUUUGAAAAUCUAUUUUUGCUACCCUGAUCAAUCCGCUAUUUAAGUGAGAAUGUGUGUUGCGAAAAAGUGAUAAAUUCAAUAUCAAUGUUUUAAAAUGUUUGAAUAAUAAUGAAUAAACACCUGUUUUAGAGCGUGCG